Messenger RNA from Papilio polytes (common Mormon), 457 nucleotides. It is a transcript of the gene Nup205, whose product is annotated as nuclear pore complex protein Nup205. Gene Ontology annotation, cellular component: nuclear pore. The record is from RefSeq and is a predicted model, not a curated record. The coding region runs from base 140 to 457 and encodes 105 amino acids. NCBI's taxonomy places the organism in Eukaryota, Metazoa, Arthropoda, Insecta, Lepidoptera, Papilionidae. The transcript is spliced from 3 exons.
GUCAGAAUCAGAAUGUCACAUCUCAGUUCAAAACAAUUGCUUAUAAACUGGUUUAUUUGAUAAGUAUAUAUUUUUACUGUACCUAGUGAUAAAAUAAUCAAUAUUUGUUGAUCACUGUGGAUUCCAACCGCAACACAAAAUGAAUAUAAUAAAUGAAGGAACUACUAUUGAAGAUCUCUGGACACCAUACAAAGAACUAGUAUCAGUGGUGGAGGGUUACUUGGCACAUGAAAGUGGAGGAGCUCCAUAUGCUGUGCACACAUUUGAAGCUGUAUUAAGAAGGCACAAACAGACAUUCCUAUCACUCUUAAAAUAUCCUCCUAAAAAUCCAACAAGCAGAGAAGAAAUCAAAAGAGGUGUGACAGAAGGAGUCAAUUUACCAAGCGUGGGCAGAACUUUGCUGUCCAAAGAGCUUGUUGAUGAAGCAAUCAUAAUAUCAGGUAUUACAGAAAUUUAA